This is a messenger RNA of Scomber japonicus (chub mackerel), 2136 nucleotides long. It is a transcript of the gene slc5a3b, whose product is annotated as solute carrier family 5 member 3b. Gene Ontology annotation, cellular component: plasma membrane. Gene Ontology annotation, molecular function: D-glucose:sodium symporter activity. The record is from RefSeq and is a predicted model, not a curated record. Gene Ontology annotation, biological process: myo-inositol transport; transmembrane transport; inositol metabolic process. NCBI's taxonomy places the organism in Eukaryota, Metazoa, Chordata, Actinopteri, Scombriformes, Scombridae. The coding region runs from base 1 to 2136 and encodes 711 amino acids. The transcript has a single exon.
AUGAAUCCUCUAAUGGAAACAGCUGACAUAGCUGUGGUUGCACUGUAUUUUGUCCUGGUGCUAGGCAUCGGGUUUUUUGCCAUGUGGAAAGCCAAUCGCAGCACUGUAUCUGGCUACUUCCUGGCUGGACGUUCCAUGACGGGGAUAGUGAUAGGUGCAUCACUCUUCGUCAGUAACAUUGGCAGUGAACAUUUCAUAGGCCUGGCUGGGUCAGGAGCAGCAAGUGGCUUUGCUGUCGGAGCAUGGGAAUUUAAUGCACUUCUUCUUCUGCAGUUGCUUGGCUGGGUGUUUGUCCCCGUGUAUAUCCACUCAGGAGUCUACACCAUGCCUGAGUACCUUUCGAAACGCUACGGUGGCAGCAGGCUAAAGGUUUACUUUGCUUGCUUGUCUGUGUUGCUUUACAUUUUUACCAAGCUGUCUGUGGACUUGUAUGCUGGAGCUCUCUUUAUUCAAGAGUCCCUAGGGUGGAACCUUUAUCUGUCUAUUGUCCUGCUCAUCAGUAUGACUGCACUGCUCACUGUCACUGGUGGCUUGGUGGCAGUAUUGUAUACUGAUGCCCUUCAGGCAGUGUUGAUGAUUGGUGGAGCCCUUACCUUAACCAUUAUCAGUCUAAUCAAAGUUGGUGGGCUAGAUGGUGUACGGACUAAGUACAUGCAGGCAGUACCCAAUGUUUCUGCUAUUAUUGCCACUGGAAACUUCUCCUAUUCUCCUUCAUGCCGCAUUGAGCCCAAGCCGAACUCCCUACGCAUCCUUCGUGGACCUCUGGAUGAAGACAUCCCUUGGCCAGGCUUCAUUCUUGGUCAAACCCCUGCAUCUAUUUGGUACUGGUGUGCAGACCAGGUCAUUGUUCAGAGAGUACUAGCAGCAAAGAACAUUGCUCACGCUAAGUGCUCAACACUGAUGGCUGGAUUUCUCAAGAUCCUGCCCAUGUUUGUAAUAGUCAUUCCAGGCAUGAUCUCCCGGAUCAUGUUUGCAGACGAGAUAGCCUGCAUCGGGCCAGAGCACUGCAUGGCAGUGUGUGGUUCACAGGCUGGUUGCUCAAACAUUGCCUACCCUCGCCUGGUAAUGGCUGUGAUGCCAGUAGGACUCAGGGGUCUGAUGAUGGCAGUGAUGAUCGCUGCCCUGAUGAGUGAUCUUGAUUCGAUCUUCAACAGCGCAAGCACCAUCUUCACCCUAGACAUUUACAAAAGUGUUCGGAAGACAGCACCUCCCCGCGAGUUGCUGAUUGUGGGCCGCCUGUUUGUUGUGGUCAUGGUGGCAAUCAGUAUUGCCUGGGUCCCUGUCAUUAUUGAAAUGCAAGGUGGACAGACAUACCUCUACAUCCAGGAAGUUGCUGGCUACCUCACUCCACCAAUCGCCGCCCUCUUCUUGCUAGGAGUGUUCUGGAAACGGUGUAAUGAAAAAGGGGCCUUUUGGGGAGGCAUGACUGGUUUCAUACUAGGUACUGCACGACUUAUCCUAGCAUUCAUCUACCGCCAGCCUCGCUGUGACCAGCCAGAUACUAGGCCUGCCUUCAUUGUUCAAGUCCACUACAUGUAUGUGGCUGCAGGGCUGUUUUGGAUUUCAGGGCUGGUGGCUGUGAUUGUCAGUCUCAUCACCUCUCCCCCAGAUGAGCAGCAGGUUCGUACCACUACAUUCUGGGGGCUCCGCAACAUUGAAAGGGCUCCAAUGAAGAACAAAGAGGAAAUGUACAGGUUGACUGACAAGACCCAUUGCAAUGGCGAUGGAAGCCUCCACAAAGAGAUGCCUCCAGAUGUCAGAAAUGAGAGAUGUCUUGAUGGGGCAGAUGUCAAACUGCUGGUCCCCGCAACUGACCAUGACCCAGCAACCCCAAGUACAGAAACCUCGCCUGUAACCACUCCUGCUGAGCGAUUUGGUAAUGGAAAGAUAGAAAUGAUCCGAGGAGACGAAGGCUGCCCUAGCAAUGGGGUGACUAGCAGAUGCAUGCGUGUACUGUACUGUUUUUGUGGAUUUAAGGAUGGAUCACAAAGCGCUCAGCAAAAAGUGGUGCAGGAAGAUGCAAGUGUCAUUGCAGAAAUGCUUUAUGAGCCACCUAGAGUUAAACUUUUCCUCAACUUUGGCCUGGUAUUUGUCUGCUCUGUGGGUAUCUUCAUGUUUGUUUAUUUCUCAUUGUAG